GUCUGCAAAUCUAGCGGAUUUUCAAAAAGCUUCUAAGCUUUUCCUUGCAUUUUGUUUCUGAGGAUGUCGCGUCUCAACUACAGCAAGUGGGAUCACAUCGAGGUUUCUGAUGAUGAAGAUGAUACUCAUCCAAAUAUAGACACACCUAGCUUAUUUCGAUGGCGACAUCAAGCACGCCUAGAAAGAGAUGCUGCUUGGAAGAAAGAAAAAGCAGAGUUUGAGAAUAAUUAUAAGUCAUUUCUAACUAAAUAUAAUGAGGCACAACAAAAAUUAAAUAAAGCUAAGGAGACUGGUUCAGACAACAUACAGGAAUUACAAAAAAAACUCGAUGAACUCGAAGUGGAAGCUAAAGAAUGGUCAGUGAAAGUGACUGAAAUACAAAAGAAAGAACGAAAAUUCGAACUAAUGGAACAUGUUUCACAUCAGUGUAUAGUGAUGCAGUUUAUGCUUGAAUUAGCAAAAUCGCUAAAAGUUGAUCCAAGAGCGUGUAUUCGACCAUUCUUUGCGAAGUUUAAGAAUCCUGAACCAGAAUAUCAAAAAGCUUUCAAUGAUGAACUUUCUGCAUUCCGAGAAAGAAUCAGAGCUCGAGCAAAAGUUCGUUUAGAAGAAGCUAUGAUGCAAAUUGAAGAGGAAGAAAAGCAAAAACGUCUUGGUCCUGGUGGUCUGGAUCCAGUUGAAGUUUUUGAGUCGUUACCAACGAAUCUUCAAGAGUGUUUUGAGAAAAAAGAUGUUGAGUUAUUAAAAACAGUAUUAUGCAGUAUGGAUCCACAACAAGCUGAAUAUCAUAUGAAAAGAUGUGUUGAUAGUGGCCUAUGGGUGGAUAAUGCACGUGAUCAACAAGAAGAAGAUGGUGAAUCAUCGUCAAAUGUUAACACUGACGGUAAUGAUGAUAUUGCUGCUACAAUUCAAACAAAUAAAGAACCAAUCCAUGAUAACGCCUAACAUAAUAAAUUCUCUUGUAUACUACUCGCUAUCGAAAAAUUUUCCUCUCUGUUUAUUAAAGAAAACGAUUUUAUACAUACUUCAUAUCAAUCACUACUGAAUCCUUACUACAACUCUCCUCUUCUUCUUAUGCGUUCAUCAUCCAUCACGUUAUGUUAAAGCGUUUGUUGGUUGAAUUUCUUUUCUUAAAAAUGAGUCCACUGGAUUGAUUUAGUAUGUAAGCACAUUGUUUCAUUUCUAAUUAAUAUGUGUGUGUAAAGAGCAAUUCCUACGAACGACUAAUGAAUUUAUGCAUAUUUUCUUGA
This is a messenger RNA of Schistosoma haematobium, 1247 nucleotides long. Its product is annotated as hsp90 co-chaperone Cdc37, variant 4. Gene Ontology annotation, cellular component: cytoplasm. Gene Ontology annotation, biological process: protein stabilization; protein folding. The transcript is spliced from 7 exons. Gene Ontology annotation, molecular function: protein kinase binding; heat shock protein binding; protein-folding chaperone binding. The coding region runs from base 64 to 942 and encodes 292 amino acids. The record is from RefSeq and is a predicted model, not a curated record. NCBI's taxonomy places the organism in Eukaryota, Metazoa, Platyhelminthes, Trematoda, Strigeidida, Schistosomatidae.